AUGUAUCUAUCGAAAGUAUCACUUAUGAUAAGGAUAUUCCAAAUCCUUCAUUGUUUAUUAACAACCCAUCCCAAGCUCUCACUGCCGAUUCGUUAUCUAAUAUUCUUAUUUAUUGACUUGUUUUCUUUUCUUUGCUUUCGCUUUCAUCAUCUUCAUUUUUCUUUUUCUUUUUUCUCAAUAUACUCCCUCCCUUUCUCUCUCUCUCUCUCUCUGUUCUACUCUCUUCCUGUUUUUCUCUCUGUUAUCUUCUCUUUAUCCUACUCUCUAUUUAUCCAUCGUUUCUUUUUACCUGGCCUGGAACCACUGAUUCCCGUCAAAAAUAAGCCCGAAACUCAGUCACACGAAAGAUUAUUUCAGCUUUUAUUUUCUUUCUUUUUAAAAUUUAUUUCAGUCUUUCGACGUUUUAUUAUUUUUUGCUGGUUUUAUUAUUUUUUGCUGGUUUUAUUAUUUUCCCCUGGUUUUUCUUUCUUUUUCAAUAUCACUUCUUUCCUACUUCUCUCUAUUUCUCUCUCUCUUCUCGCUUUCUCUUCGCUCUCUCUCUUUCUCGCUAAUUACCACCCUCUAUUUAUUUUCCUUAAAAUCAUUUCUUUCUUUCUCUCUCUCUAA
Molecule: messenger RNA, 606 nt
Organism: Acanthosepion pharaonis
Lineage: Eukaryota; Metazoa; Mollusca; Cephalopoda; Sepiida; Sepiidae
Source: the annotation of a GenBank genome assembly